This is a messenger RNA of Microthlaspi erraticum, 2265 nucleotides long. Lineage: Eukaryota; Viridiplantae; Streptophyta; Magnoliopsida; Brassicales; Brassicaceae. The record is from the annotation of a GenBank genome assembly.
AUGGGAAAGCCGACGGCGAAGAAGAAAAAUCCGGAGACGCCUUCCGCCGGCGGCGGCGGCGGCGGAAGUAAGUCUGGGAAAACAAACCACCGCUCUGCUUCGAGAGCAUUCGACGAGGAUAUGGAGAUUUUCAUCAGCAGAGCGAUUGAGCUCAAAGAAGAAGGAAACAAGCUUCUCCAGAAACGCGACAACGAAGGAGCGAUGCUGAGGUACGAUAAAGCCGUGAAGCUCUUGCCUAAGGAUCACAUCGAUGUAGCUUACCUGAGAACGAGCAUGGCUUCCUGCUAUAUGCAAAUGGGAUUAGGCGAGUACCCGAACGCGAUUAGCGAAUGUAAUCUAGCUCUCGAGGCUUCUCCUAGGUACAGUAAGGCUCUGCUGAGACGUUCUCGGUGCUACGAGGCUCUGAACAAGCUUGAUUACGCGUUUAGGGAUGCUCGUAUUGUGUUGAACAUGGAGCCCGAGAAUGUUUCUGCGAACGAGAUCUUUGAGAGGGUGAAGAAGACGCUGGUGGAGAAAGGUGUCGAUGUGGAUGAAAUGGAGAAGAAUUUUGUUGAUGUGAUGCCUGUUGGCUCAGCUCGUUUGAAGAAGAUUGUUAAGGAGAGGUUGAAGAAGAAGAAGAAGAGUAAGAGUGGUGGAAAGGAUGAGGAAGUGAAGAGUCCAAAGGUUGAAGCAGAGAGCAGAGAUAAGCCAAAGGAGGAAAAGAGCGAUAAGUCUGAGAUUGAAAAGAAAACGAGUUUCAAGAAUGAUAAAGGACAGAAAAAGAAAAGUGGUAACAAGGGAAGAAAAGAGAUGAAGGUAGAGGAGAAAGUUGUUGUGAUGGACAAAGAGGUGAUUGCCUCUGAGGCUGUUGAAGGAGGAGGAAGCACAACAGUUGCUAAGACGGUUAAACUGGUACAUGGAGAUGAUAUAAGGUGGGCACAAUUGCCGGUUGAUUCUAGUGUUAGACUGUUAAGAGACGUGAUCAGGGAUCGGUUUCCGGCUCUAAGGGGUUUCCUCAUUAAGUAUAAGGAUCCAGAGGGUGAUUUGGUCACCAUUACCACGACGGAUGAGCUGAGGCUGGCUGCUUCUAAUCAUGAUAAACUUGGCUCCCUGAGAUUGUAUAUAGCAGAAGUUAAUCCAGACCAAGAACCCACGUAUGAUGGCGUGAACAAUGGUGAAGCAAUUGUCAAGAUAGUGAGCAGUGUUGCGGAUAAUGGAAGUGUUGGAGAGUAUGUGGAAUCUGAGAAAGCAUCUACUUGCUAUGAGAGCUGGAUUUUCCAGUUUGCGCAGCUGUUCAAGAACCAUGUAGGGUUUGACUCUGAUUCGUACUUGGACCUUCAUGACCUUGGGAUGAAGCUGUAUUCAGAAGCGAUGGAGGAUGCUGUGACUGGUGAAGAUGCGCAAGAACUCUUUGAGAUCGCAGCUGAUAAGUUCCAAGAAAUGGCUGCACUGGCUAUGUUUAACUGGGGUAACGUUCACAUGUCCAAGGCAAGGAAGCAAGUCUUUUUCCCUGAAGAUGCUUCGAGAGAAACUAUAAUAGAAGCUGUGGAGGCUGCGUUCGUGUGGACACAGAAUGAGUACAACAAAGCUGCAGAGAAGUAUGAAGAAGCGAUCAAGGUGAAACCUGAUUUCUACGAAGCUCUUCUUGCACUUGGGCAAGAGCAGUUUGAACAGGCAAAGCUUUGCUGGUAUCAUGCACUGAAAAGCAAGGUGGACGUGGAAAGCGAGGUUUCCCAGAAGGUUCUUAAGCUGUAUAACAAAGCCGAGGAGAGCAUGGAGAGGGGUAUGCAGAUUUGGGAAGAGAUGGAAGAGCGUCGUCUAAACGGGAUCUCCAAGUUCGAUAAACAGAAAACAGUGCUGCGGAAGAUGGAGAUGGAUGGAUUGUUGAGCGAAGCUUCAGAUGAAGAAACUGUGGAGCAGGCAGCUAAUAUGAGUUCCCAGAUUAAUCUCUUGUGGGGUUCCUUGCUAUAUGAACGGUCUAUUGUGGAGUAUAAGCUCGGGCUACCAACUUGGGAUGAAUGUUUGGAGGUUGCAGUUGAGAAAUUUGAACUAGCUGGAGCUUCUGCAACUGAUGUAGCUGUCAUGGUAAAGAAUCAUUGUUCAAGCCAGAGUGCACUUGAAGGUAUGGGGUUCAAGAUUGAUGAGAUAGUAAGGGCAUGGAAUGAGAUGUACGAUGCCAAGAGAUGGCAGAUCGGUGUCCCAUCCUUCAGGCUAGAACCAAUGUUCCGGAGACGAGCCCCAAAACUGCAUGAUAUCUUAGAGAAUGUAUUUUCAGGGCCUGCAUGA